Messenger RNA from Dermatophagoides pteronyssinus (European house dust mite), 1970 nucleotides. Its product is annotated as putative sodium-dependent multivitamin transporter. The record is from RefSeq and is a predicted model, not a curated record. Gene Ontology annotation, biological process: sodium ion transport; transmembrane transport. Lineage: Eukaryota; Metazoa; Arthropoda; Arachnida; Sarcoptiformes; Pyroglyphidae. Gene Ontology annotation, cellular component: membrane. Gene Ontology annotation, molecular function: symporter activity.
UAUUUUUAUCAUCAUCAUCAUCAUUACCAUUCGUUGGCAUCGAAAAUCAUUCAUUUUCUUUUUUUUGUUCAUUAAAUUUUUUCAAUCAUCAACAAAUAUCAUGAAUGAAAACGAACAAAAUACUAAUCAUCUUCAAUGGCUCGAUUAUCUUGUAUUUAUUACAAUGUUAUUGAUCUCAUUAUGCAUCGGGGUUUAUCAUCGUAUGACUGGUGGACGGCAAAAAACUACUGCGGAAUAUCUUUUGGCUGAUAAAUCGAUGGGAGUAUUGCCAGUAUCAUUUUCAUUAAUGGCUAGUUUUAUGUCGGCAAUUACACUAUUGGGCGUUAGUGCCGAAGUUUAUUUUUAUGGCGCUCAAUUUAUACUUAUUAACAUAUCAUAUAUAAUUGGUUCACCGAUUGCUGCUUAUGUCUUCCUACCAAUAUUUUAUAAGCUUAAAUUGACCAGUGUUUAUGAGUAUCUAGAAUUACGAUUCAAUCGUUCGAUACGAAUAUUAGUUUCUGUCAUUUUUAUUUUGCAGAUGAUAUUCUACAAUGCGAUUGUUCUAUAUGCACCAGCAUUAGCAUUAAGUGCUGUCACCGGUGUCAAUCGUUGGACAUCAAUUUUUUCGGUCGGUAUCGUUUGUACUAUUUAUUGUACGAUUGGUGGAAUGAAAGCCGUACUUUGGACUGAUGUUUUUCAAUCAUUUCUAAUGUUUUUCUCGAUGGUCACCAUCAUAAUAAAAGGAACCAUCGAUGUUGGUGGUUGGAACGUCGUGUUUGAACGUGCAAUGAAUGGAUCACGUCUUGAAUUUAAUAACUUCAAUCCAGAUUUUACCGAACGACAUACAGUAUGGGGCUUAGUAUUUGGUUCAAUUUUCAUCUAUAUAUCAAUCUAUGGUGUCAAUCAGGCCCAAAUUCAACGAUUAAUGACGGUAAAGAAUCUUCAAAAAUCUCAGCAAGCAUUGUUCAUUAGUUUACCAUUAACAUCGAUGAUCAGUUUGGUUACCGCACUCACCGGUCUUGUGAUGUAUGCUAAUUUUUACCAAGAAGAUCCACUAAAAUGUGGCUACAUUAAAAAACCUGAUCAAUUACUUCCAUAUUAUGCUGUUAAUCGUUUAUCAGAAUAUCCAGGCCUUCCUGGAUUUAUUAUUGCCGGUAUAUUUUCCGGUUCAUUAUCUACGGUAUCAUCAUUUGUUAAUUCAUUAUCGGCUGUCACUCUUGAAGAUUAUUUGAAACCAGUGUUUAAACGAGAUGAAAUCUUCACUAAAAAUGAAGUUAUCAUUACCAAGUUAUUGGCACUAUUCUAUGGAAUAUUAUGUGUAAUGCUGACCAUUUUAGCUGAUCAAAUGACCGGUUUAUUACAAGCAUCGUUGACAUUGUUCGGCGUGGUAGGGGGACCAUUGUUAAUGAUUUUUACUGCUGGUAUCUGUUUCCGCUCGAUAAAUUCUAACGGUGCUGCCACCGGAUUUAUCGUUAGCCUAAUAUUCGGUUUAUGGAUUGGAUUUGGUAGUAUGUUGUUUGGAAAACGACCCGAACGAUUGCCGUUAUCUACUGAGCUUUGUUCCGAUAGCCAGUUGGGUAACUCUACAACUAUUCCAUAUUUUAAGCCAAAAAAUAUCCCAUAUGAACCAUCAACAUUAUUUUUCUAUAAUAUUUCCUAUCUUUGGUCAGCUGGUUUUUGUUGGGUUUUAGGGUUGAUUGUAGCCAUUGUUGUUAGCUGGUGGACAAAAGAUUCGUCCAUUGAUGAUGAUAAUAAAGAGCGAAAACAAAUACAACAAUCUCUACUUCAUCCCUUAGUUCGUCGACGGCCUAAUAUUGAUCAAUUAUCAUGCCAGCCAAUAAUGAAUGACAUCCGGAUGAGUACGAUUGAAAAGAAAAGUUUGCCAAAUGUUGAACAUGUUCCCAAUGGAAUUAUGUAUUAAAAGUUAUUUGAUAAUUAUUAACAUUCCUUUCUAUCUUUCAACAUAUUUAUCAAGAUAAUUAUAUUUUGUU